AUGUUCGACUUCCGUGGCAAGAAAUACCUCUUGUACUUGUUCGACACAGCGGGACAGGUGACGGCGGAGCGCAGCUUAUUUUUGAAAAACCGUAUUUCCGUUAUUUACCGGGUCGCUUUUGCGUUUCAGGACGAGUACUCGCUGUUUCCCAGGUCGUACACGGUCGGCAUGCACGGUUACGUGCUUGUGUAUGCCAUCAACAACAGGAAGUCUUUUGACGUCGUCAAGGUCAUCUAUGAUAAGAUCUUGGAUAGUGCCGGCCAGGUGGACAGCACCGGACAGAUCAAUGUGCCUCUGAUUUUGGUCGGCAAUAAACUGGACCUGCAGCACGUUGAGCGUGAGGUCAGCACCGACGAGGGCAGAAAGUUGGCUGAGAAGUGGAAAGCCGGUUUCUUGGAAACGUCGGCCAAGGAUUAUCAGGUAAAGUGUUACCAGUCCAGGCUUCAUCUUAACGUAAAAUCGUUGUUCGAACGAAUGCUGUUUCAAAUCGAGAAGGCUUACGGUAAUAUUCAGGAGAAAAACGGAUCGACGUGCUGUGUUUCCUAG
This is a messenger RNA of Soboliphyme baturini, 546 nucleotides long. Lineage: Eukaryota; Metazoa; Nematoda; Enoplea; Dioctophymatida; Soboliphymatidae. The record is from the annotation of a GenBank genome assembly.